AUCAGUUAUUGACUCUGUGCCCCUUUGCAUCCGCAGUUUCACACUGACUUCACUGUACUACUGGAGCUCUUUUCAAUCUUAUAAACUAUGCGUCUUUCUCACUCUGAGAUCCGUGCAAUCGGACUGGACUUCAUCGAGUUUUUACACGAGACGCAGAAAUUCAGUGUGACUCAGAGAGACGAGCUGCAGCACAUCUACAACACCGAGUUUAGGAACAGACACGGUGGCAGAGAUCCCAACUUCUCCUCAUUGCUUUUUGUCCUGAGGAAGAACAACAGAGUUCGUGUCACCCGGAGCCGUCACGUGUACUUUAAUGCUAACGUACGGGUGUUAAAGGACCAGUGGUGGAGACCUAGAGACAGGCAGCCAAGUGCUAGUGCUGCUAUUCUUAAAGUCUCAAGAUCUCCACCAUCUCAUGAUGCUUUGCAAGCAUCCUCUCCACCUCCUGGACCUGAGGGUGGUGUUAGAGCCAGAAGGAAACUGGCUCAUGAGAUUAUAAAGAAGCUCACUAAUGAGAGAUCAGAGUUUGUGUCUGAUAAAAAUGGAAUCCAGGUCAGUUCUGAGAUAGAGAUGAAGGAUGGGAAGAUAUGCUUUAGUGUGGACAAUGCAGAGGUUUAUGAGUGGAAGCUGUUUAUUGAAAACACUGGCAAGUAUGUUGUGGAUUUCAACUACUACUCACCACUGCACUGGAUAAACUGCUUCGUGUUUGAGGACUCCAGGAAAGUUACACGCACCAAUCCACUGACCCUUCAUCCUGGUGAAUUGUAUGAGGUCAUGAUAAAGUUCCACUCAAAUCAUGUGGGUAUAUACCAGGUUACGGUGGCCUUCGAGUUCAAGUUGAGCAUGGAGUCAAACUCCAGGCCAUUCCACAUUGUGCGCUAUAUUGAAGCUGAGUUUAGCACACAGCUAGCUAAAGAGCUGGCACCCAUCGUGCCCUACACACCCUUCAGACUAAGCAGAAACCAAUCUGAUCAUUUUGAUGUAGAUGAAGGAGAGCGUCCUGACAAUCUGGCCAUACAGCAUCUUCAAACUGAAGUCUUAUUGUUGCAGUAUAAAUGCCCAGACUAUAUCAAUGACCUGAUUGACUUUCUAAAAGCCCCACGUUCCCACAACGCCUAUCUGUUGCAUAAAAAGUCUCUACUAGAGUCUCCUCUGGAUUUUAAUAACUACACAGAGCGGUUCCAGCUGUUACUCUACCUGGAGGAACGUCAAAUGGAUGUGGACAUAAAGAGAUAUGAACAGCAAAAUGUCACUAUGAAGAAGGACAGCUUCAACAAGAAACUGUUGGUGCUUGAGGUUCCAGGUGUUUCUGAAAACCGCCCAUCUGUGUUAAGAGGAGAUCAUUUGCUGGUGACUAAGGCUGCUGACCUGAAUUCACAGAAGAUCACCAAAUACAAAGGCUAUGUGCAUCGUGUGGAGCUUGAUCGACUCAAACUGGGUUUCUCACAGAGGUUCUUGGACAGGUUCAUAGACAACAUGAAGUUUCAGGUGGAGUUCACCGUUAACCGGCUAACUCUAAGACUCCAGCAUCGUGCUGUUGAGCUGGCUGUUCAGCACAAGCUUAAAGAAGUGCUGUUCCCUACAGAAUCAAAUGUGCCAACUCAGAGUUUACCACAUUCACUGAGGCUGUUUGACAGUAAGUUGGAAGCGAACCUUGAGCAAUACACUGCAGUGUACAACAUUGUAGCUGGUGUAUCUAAGCCGGCGCCAUACCUCGUGUUUGGACCUCCUGGCACAGGAAAAACAGUUACUGUGGUAGAAGCCAUUAAACAGGUGGAGAAGUGUUUGCCUGAUGUGCAUAUCCUAGCAUGUGCCCCUUCUAACAGCGCAGCAGAUCAGUUGUGCGAGAAAUUGCUGCUGCAUGUUGACACUCACAAAGUGUACCGAAUGUACGCAAGCAGCCGCAACCCCGAACAAGUGCCACCAAGUCUGCAGGAUGCUAGUAAUUUGAAAGGCGAUCUGUUCGAGUUCCCAUGUAAAGAAGAUUUGAUGACCUAUAAGAUUGUUGUCACGACUGUGGUUACAGCUGGAAGGCUAGUCACUGGUGGAUUGCCUGCUGGUCAUUUUACUCAUAUCUUUGUGGAUGAAGCUGGCCAUGCAGUGGAGAGCGAGACCAUUAUUGCCAUAGCUGGUCUUUUGAAUGCAGAGGGAGGGCAGGUGGUGCUGGCCGGAGAUCCAAGACAGCUUGGACCGAUUCUGAGGUCCCCAUAUGCAAUCAAAUAUGGCCUGGGUCUGUCACUUCUGCAGAGGCUUAUGACUAAAAAUCCGCUCUAUAUGAGAACAGAUACUGGAUUCGACAGUAACUAUGUCACCAAGCUUCUGCGCAACUAUAGGUCUCACAGGGCAAUCCUAAAAACUCCUAACGAGAUGUUCUAUGAUGGAGAGCUGCAGCCAUGUGCAGAUGAAUAUAGUAUCAACUUCUACUGCAGCUGGGAACACCUUCCCAAACCGGAUUUCCCUCUGAUUUUUCAUGGUGUGCCAGGGAAGGAUGAGCGCGAGUCAAACAGUCCAUCUUUCUUCAACACCAGUGAGAUCACCGUCGUAGUCGACUACCUAAAGAAACUGCUGCUGACACAAGCCAAGAAAAACAUUGCCAAGAUCUCACAAGACAUUGGCAUCAUCACUCCCUACAGGAAGCAGGUGGAGAAACUGCGAAAGGCCAUCUUGAAAUGUGAUAAAGAGCUGAAAGACUGCAGGGACAUUAACCUCCUGAAGGUGGGCUCAGUGGAGGAGUUUCAAGGACAGGAGAGAAGGGUGAUCAUUGUGUCGACUGUCCGCAGCAGCGGCGAAUACCUUGAAUCAGAUUUCUUUUUCAACAUUGGUUUCCUUAAAAAUGAAAAGAGGUUCAAUGUUGCAGUGACACGAGCAAAGUCCCUGCUUAUCGUUGUGGGAAAUCCUGUCAUUCUCAGCACAGAUGCAACCUGGUGCAAAUUUAUCGAUUACUGCACUGAAGAGGGAGGAUGCACUGGGUUCAAGCGCACCUCCGUAGAGGGCACAGAGGAGGUGGUGGCUCGGCUCAUGGCCCUCCAAAUCAAUACAGAGGCUCAAGUGGAAACUGAGGAAAGUGCCAUUCAGCAGUAUGUGAACCCUGAAUGGAGGAAUGAGCAGUAAUCCAGAAAAUCUCUCUCUUCCUCUCUCUCCCCCUCCUACCUCUAAGUUGUUAUUUUUUUCCCUAACGUGUUCUUUGGAUUUCAAAUUUCCAAAAUCUUGCCCUGAACAUUACUUUCAGUUCAUUCUAAAUAUGUCAGAAUUGACAGAUGUGAAGGCAAACUAUUCAUUUCAAACCCUUUAAUUUAUAUAGCACUUAAAUGGAGAUUUUCAAAAAGUAGCAUUACGGAAAAUCGAAAGCAUAAAGCAAUGAACAUUCCCGGGCAUGUUUUUGGCAUUGCUCUUGCAUGGCUAUACUGAAGGUAUACUUACUAUCAUUAACUAAUCAUUAAUAUCAAUCAUCUACUCAUUCCAGCCUCCACCUAAUCAGUGGCAGAUUCUAAAAUGAUCUACCAAAUCUAUGUAAAUAAACAAAGUGGAUUUUUUUUUUA
Messenger RNA from Silurus meridionalis, 3539 nucleotides. It is a transcript of the gene mov10b.2, whose product is annotated as Moloney leukemia virus 10b, tandem duplicate 2. Gene Ontology annotation, molecular function: ATP hydrolysis activity; 5'-3' RNA helicase activity; RNA binding. The record is from RefSeq and is a predicted model, not a curated record. Lineage: Eukaryota; Metazoa; Chordata; Actinopteri; Siluriformes; Siluridae.